Molecule: messenger RNA, 1017 nt
Organism: Miscanthus lutarioriparius
Lineage: Eukaryota; Viridiplantae; Streptophyta; Magnoliopsida; Poales; Poaceae
Source: the annotation of a GenBank genome assembly
AUGCAGAGGAAGACUGCUGGGAGCGCCAGCUCAGCGGUCGGUACGGGUAUCGCCGCUGCGCCCCAGGAGGACAAAUCCCCGCACCCCUCCCACCACCACCACCACCACCGCAUCCCCGGGACCGCCGCCGCCGCCGUCCUGGACACGGUCCUCCCCCGCUCCGUCACCCGCCCGCCUCUCUCACUGGGACGCAGGGACGCGCGCGCCACGGACGCCGACUUCCUGCGGGCCUCCAGUUCCUUGGUGAGGGGUAAUUCAGUGAAGGCCUUCCUUCGCGUUUCGUGGCGAGGUUGUCUCCGUGUGAUGUGUUUGUCCGUCUUUGGUGGCUUGGGUGCAGGGAAGGACCGCGCGUGGGAGCGGCCGGGGAUCAGGGCCAUUAAGGGCGAUGAGGAUUUGCUUCGAGCACUUUGGUGCGUGCUCCGCACCUGCCAAGCUUUUAGUUUUUCAUGGCCGUUUCGUCUGAUCCUAGCGGGGAUAUUUUGGGGGUUCUCUGUUGACAUCAGUGUGUUGUCAUCAGGUGGCUGGGGUGGUGACCUCGUGCAAGCCAAACGGGCUCGGAGAUCUCUUCUUGAUUCUAAAGCUAAGCAAGUGAUUUCAUCUAGUACUACUGAAAGAAGUCAAGGUGGAGAUUCUACCAGCAAUAUAAUGAUGAAAAUUUUUGGUCGUGAAGACAUGAUGCCGAGUAACAAUGAGAUGACAGGUACUGAGGUUUCUCAUGAACACCAUGCAACACCUGAUUCAAGUAAUAGCGCUUCAACGUGGGAUAUUUAUGGUGGGUUUAGUGUAGGAAGUAACCAGGAGGGUAAAUUGCUGGUAGGAGAUACACACAACAAGCAUACAUCAAGCUCCAGUACUGAUGAGCAUCCCCAGCAAAAUUUGAGCAUUCCAAACACUACAGGUUGCUUCUCAACCCCAAAAGAAAAUGUUAAUACCAGCAGCGGAUCACUUCUCAAACGCAAGAGGGCUGUAUCAGAAUGGACAGAGGAGCAGCUUUCUGAACUGUUUGCUGACUACUAG